UGUCUCAGGACUAAACGCCACAGUGAUUGUGGGACCGCUGGAGCGUUUAAAAGAAGGCAGUGUGAUAAGGCUAAAAACCUACUUAAAAAGGGGCGGGUGAAAACCUCGCCAAAAUGGGCAGGUGACACAGAAUAGUUCUUAAUGUGGAUUUUAAAAACCUUAUCCAAGUGGAAAGGAUUACUCUGAGAAAAACUACAGCUGGAAGCGGGGCCAGUGAAGUAGGAGAAUCCCGGCGCCACGGAAUGUACAUUGCAAGUCGUCUCUGAGGACUGAAGAGAGAGACUCGCUUGAUUAAGGGCUGGACAGUAAUAUUAUACCAGAAUAAGAAAGACUGAAUGCCUGUGGCCUGUCAAUCUGAGUGGUGGUUGGCAAGUAAGCAGGGAUGGAUGUUUUUGGUGGAGCUCCGCGGUUUCUGGCCUACCCUCGUCCCGUGGUCGUACAGAGCAGUACAGACGCAGUACUAAAAUGCCAGAUUGGUGGAGACCCCAGACCUGCAGUCAUAUGGGAACGUAACAAUGAGAAAAUCCAUCCGGAAGGCAGAUACCGGGUGUUUGAGGAUGGCAAUGUCUACAACCUUAUUAUAACCUCAGUGACAAUAGAAGACAGCGGACAAUACAUCUGUAAGGCCAAAAACUGCAUUGGAGAGACUUACGCAGCAGCAACUUUGAAAGUAGAAGGCGAGGCGCAGGAGCUGGAAAUGCGGGAGGAAAACAAACCUCGCUUUCUCAUCAAACCUCUCUCGACCAGGGUUGGACGAGGAGAAGACGCCAUGUUCUCCUGCAAGUUGUGGGGGAACCCCCGACCAGAAGUGAUGUGGGAGAAAGACGGCAAAAAGUUGAAUGAGAUCUUUGAGAGCACACAUUUUAGUGUCAGCUAUCAAGAUGGAGGAUGGUUCCAGCUAAAGAUUUUUAAGACAAGAGCGCCAGAUGGAGGGGUGUACACGUGUAAAGCCCGCAACGAAUAUGGAGAGAGUUUAGCAGGGGCUGUGCUGUUGGUGGAUGCCGGACCGGGACAUGAGGAUGAAGGUAACCGUAACGGUUAUACGAAUGGCCACUGGAAAGCACAUCAGGGAAAACAGAGAAGUGGAAGGCAGGUUGCAACCAGGCUGAAAGAUGACCCACUGCCAAACAUAGCCAAAGUAAAAAUGUUUGCGGUGACUGAAGGGAAACAUGCCAAGUUUCGUUGCUUUGUAACAGGAAAGCCCAAACCAGAAAUAUUAUGGAGGAAAGAUGGGAGACUGAUCUUAUCGGGGAGACGGUAUCUGCUGUAUGAAGAUAGGGAGGGCUACUUUACACUUAAAGUUCUCUACUGCAAGCAAAAAGACAAUGGAGUUUACGUCUGUUCUGCUUCAAACACUGCAGGACAAACUCUGAGCGCUGUACACCUUAUUGUGAAAGAGCCACCUGUGCGAUUUAAGCAACCGCUGAAUGACCUGCAAGUGUGGGAGAGAGACUUAGCUGUUCUCGAGUGUGAAGUUCCUGAGGACUCUAUUCCAAUCACAUGGUAUCUUGAAGACAGGAGGUUACAGCCAGGAGCCAAAUAUGGGAUGGAGGAGUGGGGGACAAAGCGCCGACUCACAAUUCGCGACAUUGGAGUUGAUGAUGAUGGCAUAUAUCUCUGUGAGAUGGCUGAUGGGGGCAGAAGCAUUGCUGAGGUGGCAGUAAAAGGCACGAUUGUGAGAAAGCUGCCACGAAAAGUUGAUGUUCUGGAAGGGGAAAAUGCUGCAUUCUGCGUGGAGGUUGAAGAAGAGGAAAUGGACAUUCAUUGGUACAAAGAUGGAACUGAGUUGAGGGAGACCCAUCAGACCAUUCUCAAAUCCUUUGGAAGAACACACAUUUUGGUCUUUGUCAACACCACACCAUCAGAUUCUGGUCUGGUCACUUUCUAUGUGGGUAGAUCAAAGACAUCAUCUCAGCUAAGGGUGAAAGCGGCAAGACACUGUCCACCAAGUUGCCCAAUUGGGGUUCAGAUAAACACCGAACGAGCAAAUGCAGCUCUCCUUUCAUGGUUCCCAGCACAAGAUUCUCGAAAGAAUCCACCUUCAGGGUACAUCAUUGAGAGACAAGAGGUAGGCUCACAGGAGUGGCUGCAAUGCUUAACCACUGACUCCGCAACUUCAGUGGAAAUUCUAGGAGACAGCGUUCCAUGCGAAGCAGACUACAGAUUUCGCAUAUGCAGCCUCAAUAAAUAUGGAAGGAGUGGAAAUGUAGAGUUCCCUCGGUCAGCUCACCUUGUUCCAGUUGCCAGAAUUCAAGCACCUCUACAAGAUGCUCUAGUGCCAGAAGGCCAGGACGCUUGCUUUUCCAUUGAGCUCUCUGCUUCAGUUAUAGGCACUUGGUUUCUUAAUGGAAACCAGCUUCAAGACGAUGAACGUUUCUCCAUAAGGCGUUCACGUACACACCAGUCAAUACGCAUCCGUGGGGUACAGGACGCAGACAAUGGAGCGGAGAUCACAUUCAUUGCCUAUGGAAUUCGGGAUUCAGCUGCACUCUACAUACAAGCUCCAUUGGUAAAAUUCACUCCACUUUCUGAAAUGGAUCGAAACAAAUUUGUGGAGGUUGGCAACCCAAUUGUGCUCUACUGUGAGCUGUCAGACCCCGAGUCCCCAGUUCGGUGGUAUAAGAAUGGUGUUGAACUUCAUUCAAUAGAAGGUCUUCAGAUUCAGUCAGAAGGAACCAUGAGAAGGAUUGUCAUCCAAUCAGCUGAUUUCUCACACUCGGGAGUUUACAGCUGCGACGCAAUUGAUGAUGUCAUCCGGUUUAAUGUUGAGGUUGAGGCCCCACCAGUGAGGUUCUCAGUGCUGCCAGAUGUUGAGAGGAACAAGUCCUUUGAAGUAGGAUCAACAAUGGCACUUCAAUGUGAGCUCUCAGAUCCACUCGCCCAGGUAUCCUGGUACAAAGACGGGGCAAAACUCCUGUCACAAAACGGACUAGAGAUCAAAUCCAAAGGCACAAAGAGGGACCUGACUGUCCAAUCAGCUGAAUUUUACCACUCAGGGGCUUACAGCUGCAAGACAAGGGGUGAUGCCAUCCAUUUCAAUGUGGAGGUUAAAGCCCGUCCUGUGAGGUUCUCAGCUUUCCCCGAUGUAAAGCGAAGAAAGUGUGUCGAACCAGGCUGCCCCAUUGUUCUGCAGUGUGAGGUAACAGACUUGACUGCACAGGUCCACUGGUAUAAAGACAGGGAUCAGCUCCUCGUAGAACCUGAAGUAGACUUCAGAUCAGAUGGGGGCAUGAGAACGCUCAGUAUUCAUUCAGCACAGCUGUCUCAUGCCGGUGUGUACACAUGCAGAACAAAGGAUGAUGUCAUGGAUUUUCAUGUGGACGUCAAAGAAUCGUCAUCUGUACCUGCACCAGUGAGGUUUUCAGCUGUUCCAGAAGCUGAGAGGAAUGUAUGCGCGGAAGCCGGUGGCUGCUUUGAACUCUGUUGUAAGGUCUCAGACCCUACAGUCCAUGUCUGCUGGUUCCAGAAUAAUUUUCAGCUUCGGCCAGAGCCUGGUUUGGAAAUUCAGUCUGAAGGUGAUGUAAGGACACUGACAGUGAGGUCAGCUGAGCCCAGUCAUUCUGGAUUGUACCGUUGUGAAACACCUGAUGAUUGUGUCCAGUUCACGGUGGAUAUCAAAGGAUCACCUUUAGACCCACCAGUGAUGUUCUCAGCCUUACCAGAGACUGUGAAGAAUCAGCUGGUUGAAGCAGACUACUCCACUGAUUUACAAUGUGAGGUCUCAGAUCUACGUGCCAAGGAGUGUUGUUACAAGGAUGGUGUUGAGUUUGUCUCAAAAAGUCUGCCUUAUAUCAAAUCGGAGUGUACCAGGAGGACGUUAGCUGUCAAGACAGCACAGCCCUCUAGCUCUGGAUUGUACGACUCUGUGAGAACGGGUGAAGUCAUCCAGUUUAAUGUGCAAGACCAAGUGCCAGCAAAGACAUUUCUGGUGGUUCCCGAGGAUGAGAAGACCAAGUGCACUGAAGAAACGGAAUCUGUUGCACUACAUUGUGAGAUUUCAGAUUCCACUCCGUACGUCCACCAGGCAAGAUAUAAGGAGAGUGUCAUACUUCCUCAGAAUGCAACUGAAAGUGAACCAGUAGUUUGCUCAGAUGCAUCCAAAGGAAAGCAAAUUUCCAAGUCACCAGAGAUAUCUCUUAAUGAAGUAAACAGCCCAAAGGCAUCAGAUGUUCUCAGCCAGUUUGAAAUGGACAAAGCAGAACUGUCUCACUAUGAGGUGUACAGUGGUGAGACCUAUGAAGCCCCAUGCACUGUGGAUAUAAAAGCUCCAUCAGUGAAGUUCUCCAGUGUCCCUGAGGUUCAACGGAGCAAAUGCACCGAGACUGGAAGACCCUUUAUACUGCAAUGUGAGGUCUCAGACCCUGGUGCACAAGUCUGGUGGUACAAAGAUGGUAAUGAGGUGCUGCCUCAAGAUGGCAUGAUCACUUUGUUUGAUGGAGCAGCAAGAACCCUCUCUGUGGAAGCUGCUGAAUUAUGUCACGGCGGAACAUACAGUUGCCAGACAAACAAUGAUAGCAUCACAUUCCAUGUGGAAAUCAAAGCUCCACCAUUGAAGUUUAUACCAGUCUCAGAAGUGGAAAAGAGCAAGUCCAUUGAAGUAGGCUCACCAAUUGUUCUGAAAUGUGAGCUCUCAGAUGACAAUGCUCAGGUUUUCUGGUGCAAAGAUGGUACAGAACUGUCUCCAAACUCUGAUCUUGAUUUUCAAAGAGAUGGAAAUAUGAGGCAACUAACUGUUCAAUCUGCAAAGCAGUCUGAUACGGGCCACUACACAUGUCACGUUCCAGGUGAUACCAUAUCAUUCAAGGUGCACGUUCAAGCUCCCCCUGUUAGGUUCUCAGAACUCCCAGAAAUCGCAAGGAACAAGUUCAUUGAAGCAGGAUGUCCAAUUAUACUCCAGUGUGAAAUCUCAGACGCAACUUCCCAAGUUUGUUGGUUCAAAGAUGGAGUCCAACUCCAACAACAAACUGGACUUGACAUCCAAUCAGAGGGCACUAUGAGGAAAAUGCUCAUCCAAUCAGCUGAGCCCAAACACUCAGGCAUAUACAGCUGUGAGGCUGUGGAUGAUCGCAUAGCAUUCAAGGUGGAUGUUGCAGUUCCACCAGCGAUGUUCUCAGCUGUUCCUGAGACUGAGAAGAACAAGUAUGUUGAAGCAGGCUGCCCAGUCACUCUCCAAUGUGAGAUUUCUGAUCCUUCAGCCCUGGUCCAAUGGUACAAGGAUGGAUCACAGCUCCUCCCUCAACCUGGUGUUUACAUCCAAUCAGAGCGCACCACACGGGCCCUGGUUAUCCAAUCAGCAAACUUAUCCCAUUCUGGGUUUUACAGUUGUAAUACAGCUGAUGAUAUCAGCGAAUUUUUUGUGGACGUUAAAGAACCUCCUGUGACAUUUGCAUAUAUCUCAGAAGACGAUUUGCAUAGAAAUAUUGUGGAACAAGACAAUCUUCUCCUUUGCUGUGAGGUAUCUAAAUCAGACGCUGCUGUACAAUGGUACAAGGAUGGAGUAGAGAUAAAGUCGAGCGACAAUGUCCUUAUAGAGACAGAAAAUGUUGUACGAAGGCUGAUCCUCCAAUCAGCUCAGCUCUCAAAUUCUGGUACAUACACCUGUCGUGCUGGAGAUAAUGCCUUAAUAUUUAAGGUUAACGUAAGAGAACCUCCAGUGAUGAUUGUAUAUCCCAAGGAAGACGUCCACCUUGAUCGUCAUGUUCCUGAGGAAAUCGUCCUCAGCUGUGAACUUUCACGACCAAAUGGAAAAGUGACAUGGAACAAAGAUGGACAAAAACUGCAGGAGAGUGAAAACAUUAAGUUAAAGACUGAGGGUCCGUACAGACGACUGAAAAUUCUGCGCAGUGGUAUUGAGGACUCUGGAGAAUAUGUGUGCGAUACAGCUGAUGAUUCAAUAUUCUUCAAUCUAACCAUAAAAGAACCGCCGGUAAGCAUAGUUUCUCCAAGCCAGUCCCAAAUGGAACUUUGCCAACAGACAUCAGAAAGGAUGGUGCUGAGCUGUGAAAUCUCCAGACCCAAUGCUGCCGUGCGCUGGUAUCGGGAUGGACUCGAAGUGGAGGAGAGCAACAGCUUAAUCCUGGAGAUUGAUGGAGUCUACAGAAGACUUAUUAUUCCGAAACCUACCGUCAAAGACUCUGCAGAAUAUGUUUGUGACACAGCUGAUGACUCAGUCACCUUCUUUGUCAACAUUGCAGAACCUCCAGUUAGAUUUAUUCGUCCGAGGAAAAUGGCCUAUGGAGUAGAGAAUCUGGUUGGAGACACUGUGGUGCUUGAGUGUGAUGUGUCUCGAUCGAAUGCUGAAGUUAGCUGGAAAAAGGACGGAGAAGAGAUUGAGGAGAACAGCAAUGUAACUAUCACAGAAGAUGGCGCAAGUCGACAAUUGAUCAUUCACUCAGCAGCGUUAGAAGAUGCGGGCCAAUAUGUCUGUGAUGCCAGGGAUGAUGUAAUGGACUUCCUUGUGAAGAUCAAAGAUCCACCUCUGAAAAUUGUACGAAAGGCUGACAUCAAGACAACACAGAAUUUUCUAGUAUCGGAUGCUAUUGUGUUGAAGUGUGAGAUCUCAAAAGCGAACGGCAUGGUCACUUGGCUCAAAGACAAUGAGAAAAUUGAGGGAAAUGAUCAUUUCAUUUGUGAAGCAGAAGGCACAUUCAGAUCUUUGAUUGUCCUCAGCGCUGAGUUUAAGGACUCGGGGGAGUAUGUUUGUGACACAGAGGAUGAUAAUGUCGUCUUUAGUGUUACUGUAGAAGAGGCUCCAGUGUUCAUUGUUGGGAAUUCAGAAAAGCCAGAACACCAGACUUUAAACACAGGUGAUGACCUUAUUCUGCAGUGUGAAGUAUCUCGAGCAAAUGCUACAGUUCAGUGGUACUGCAAUGGAGAUUUAAUACACGAGGAUUCUCGCACGCGGUUUGAAAACAGAGACACAAUGUGGAAGCUUGUGAUAUCAGAUCUUCAGACCUCUGACUCUGGACAGUAUCUCUUUGAUGCCAUUGAUGACAAAAUGAUAACUAUGGUAUCGGUUCAAGAACCACCAUUCCAAUUCAUCAAAAAAGAUGAUCGAACAAACAUUUCAGCCUAUGAAGAAGACAGUGUAACACUAAGCGCCACUGUUAACAGAGUCAAUGCCCCUGUAAAAUGGCAGAAAGGCCCUGAUCCAAUCACUGGUGAUCGGUUCCACACCACAAGUGAUGGAAAAAUCUAUUACCUCACCAUUAACCCACUCAAAAGAUGUGACAGUGGAGGGUACACAUGUCAUGUAGGAUCUGAUGAGAUGCACUUCAGUCUCAAUGUUAAAGCAAUGAAGGUGAAAUUCUCCAAACCACUGGAAAAUGUACUGGGACUCAAAGGUUGCAACGUGGUUUUGAAGUGUGAACUGUAUAAGUCAAAAGGAGAUGUUCAGUGGCUGAAGGACCACCAGGAGAUUGUGCCAAAUAGACAUUUUACAAUCAGGGCAGAGGGUCGAGUGAGAAGCCUUACAAUACACGAUGUAUCAGAAGAUGAUGCAGGAGAAUAUGCUUGUGAAUCCAAAGAUGAAAGGACAUCAGCUAAUGUAGCGGUCAACAUUCCUCGCAUUGUGGAGUUUAUUGCGGAGCUACACAACAUUACCGUCAUGGAAGGAGAAGAUGCCACAUUCAAGUGCGUAGUCUCUCCAGAGGAUGCAAAGUUGGCUUGGUUUAAAAAUGGCCAUCCAAUUUCAUCAAAUGAAAAGUUCCACGUUUCACGUAAAGGAUUAUGCCAUAUGCUACAUAUCAGAAACUGCCAGGUCUCAGAUAGCUGCAAGCUAACCGCUGAAGCUGAAGGUGUGAUUUCCAGAGCUGUCUUUCAUGUCCAAGAGGCACAGGUGGUUUUCACAAAAAGCAUGGAGCAAGUGGUGGCAGAAGACUACGGAGAUGCCACACUGGAGGUGGAGGUCAGCCAUGAGAGUGGGGAGGUUCAGUGGAUGAGACAAGGAGUGGCUAUACAUCCAGGACCCAAGUUCAGCCUGAAGCAAAACGGCCAAAAACGUUCUCUCACAAUCCACAAGCUCGCCCCUUCAGACCAGGGCAUGUACAGCUGCGAGACGCUCCAUGAUCGCACGCAAGCCAAGCUUAGUGUGGAACCACGUAAAAUCAAGAUCCGGAAGGGUCUAAUUGAGAUCCAGACUUAUGAACGAGAGACUGCUUCUUUUGAGGUGGAGCUCUCUCAUAGCAACGUAGAGGCGCUGUGGCAGAAGGAUGGAAACGAUCUCAAAAGCAACAACCACUUCCGUAUGACUGCAAAAGGACGGGUGCACAGCCUUACCAUCUCUAACCUGACCUUAGACGACACUGGCACCUACACAUUCUCUGUUGAGAAUGUCAGAUCAUCAGCAAGAUUGAUUGUCAAAGAAAUCCCAGUAUCCAUUUUGAAAAAGCUUGAGGAUAUCAGACACCCAGAAGGCUCCGGAGUGACCCUUGAAUGCGAGCUGUCACGACAUAAUGUAGACAUAAAGUGGACGAAGAAUGGAGUUCAGCUCACGCCAGGAAAGAAUCACAGAGUAUACUCAAUGGGAAGAAAAUGCUUUCUACAGAUACCUAAGUGUGAACUGGGAGAUUCUGGUGUAUAUGUGUGCGAUGCAGGGGAUGCCAAAACAUCCUGUUCAGUGGAUAUCUAUGAAAGGGAGCUUGAGAUAUUGCAGAGCUUAGAGGAUCUGGAUAUCCACGAAGAUCAGAAUGCUGUGUUCACGUGUGAAGUGUCCUUGGAUGAUGUUCCUGGCGAGUGGUAUAAAAACAAUGAGAAGAUAAAACCAACCAGCACCAUAAAGAUACGCCAGGAAGGUACUAAACACUUCCUACUUAUAUGCAAUGUCAAAGGAGAGGACUCUGGGGAGAUCAAGUUUGUUGCCAAGAAUGUUGAGUCUACAGCUUGCCUUGAGGUCGAAGCACUGCCAGCGAACAUCGGGAAGCCGCUUCAAGAUAAAACAGCUCUGGAGAAAAGUCGCGUCGUACUGGACUGUACUGUGACUAAUCCCCGCUGCAGUAUUCGAUGGUAUAAGGGACCGAGCGUCAUCCUGCCCUCAGAGCGCUUUGAGAUCUGCAGUGAGGGCUGUUAUCGAAAACUUGUGAUUCAGCAGGUCUUGCUAGAGGAUGAGGGCACCUAUAGCGUUCAAGUUGGAAACUACACAUCCUCAGCCAAACUUACUGUGGAAGCUCAGUCAAUCCAGAUAGUGAGAGAGCUCAAGGAUGUGGAUGUCAUUGCCCCUGCGGAUGCAUGCUUUGCAUGUGAAGUCUCUUUACCUGCAACAAAGGCUCCUACCUGGACCCUCAAUGGACAGACGCUUCAUCCCAGUCCAAUAGUAGUUAUGGAGAAGAUGGGAACCGUUCAUAGGCUGACUCUUAAACAGACGUCGGAAGACAUGAGUGGCACGCUGUGCUUUAUCAGCGGAAAAGCCAAAAGCACUGCACAACUGUGUGUCAGAAGUAGCCUUUGAGAAGAAGCAUACAUGCACUUGGUAACUCCUUCGCCAUUUAUAUAAAAAAGUAAGAGGUCUAUCAGUAAUAAAGUACAUUACUAAAAAUGUCAAUAGAGAAUGCUGUUACACAUACCGUAUGUGACUUUUGCAGCUGAUGUUUGAGGCCUGCACUAACCUUAGCAAAACGAGUCUGGGGUUUAAUUGUUUUUGAAUCAUCAAAAGUUAAAAAAAGUGAACUACUUCAACUAUUCAAUGAUCAAAGACAUGUUGUUCUUUAUGUUGUUAUGACUUAAAUUUCUUGCACAGUAACUUGGUACGGAUACAUUUGUGUACUACAUCCUUGUAUAGAUAUACUUUGUUGUUUUUUUAAUCUUGUUUUGCGGAAUGCAGAGUAAAGGGCAGAUUUACAGCAAUUAUGUAAUAAUGCGCAGGGCCAAAGAUCACAGGAGGGGUUGGGAUGGAAAGAAGUUUCAGUAUAUGCAACUAAUACGCUACAUAAUAACAUUCAAUAGUAGAGAAACGGUGUCAUUUUCAAACAAAUGAAAAACGCUUUUGAGAGUUUAAGUUGUUUGCUUCAAGACAUAUUUCGCAUAUCCAAAUAUAGUGCUGCAAUAUACCCAUGUUUAUCAGUAUCUUUCAAUAAAACAAGCUUUAUGAAGCAUG
Messenger RNA from Triplophysa dalaica, 10090 nucleotides. RefSeq names its product obscurin like cytoskeletal adaptor 1b (gene obsl1b). The record is from RefSeq and is a predicted model, not a curated record. Lineage: Eukaryota; Metazoa; Chordata; Actinopteri; Cypriniformes; Nemacheilidae. Gene Ontology annotation, molecular function: protein binding.